UGACCUGUUUUCCGGAGAGCGCCGAUGGAGCUGAAAGCCGGCGAGGCGGGUAGCUCGCAAAGGAGGUGUGGAAACCGGACCGACUAGCAGGCGCUCCCUCGCUCGAUCCUACCUGUGUACCAGCAACAUCACCCUCAACAUUCCGACCGCUCAAACAUGAACAGGUACCGUGUAAAGCUUUCCAGGUGCCUCAUCUUCAGUUCAGAGGUGCUGGGAUUCAUCGAGAAGUGCAUGGUGGCCGUGGGUACCCAGCCCAGUCACGCAGCCACCUUGGCAGAUGUUCUGGUGGAGGGAGACCGGCGGGGCCACUACAGUCAUGGACUCAAUCGCAUGGAUAUGUACGUUAAAGACAUCCAGACAGACAUUUGUGCUAAGGAGGGCACUCCCACAAUUGACAAGGAGACCGUGGCUACAGCGCUGGUGAAUGGGAGGAACCUGCUUGGACCUGUUGUGGGCAACUUCUGCAUGAAUCUGGCCAUUCAGAAGGCCAGGGACGCCGGCAUUGGCUGGGUGGUAGCUUAUGGCUCCAACCACUUUGGUAUCGCCGGUUAUUACUCCAUGCAGGCGCUGAAGGAGGACAUGAUCGGGAUGAGUUACACCAACACAUCUCCUCUUGUGGUGCCAACAAGGGCGAAAAAGUGCACGCUGGGUACCAAUCCCAUUAGCGUGGUCGCUCCAGCUAACAAUGGCGACAGCUUUGCGUUGGACAUGGCUACAUCUGCAGUGGCCCUGGGGAAGGUGGAGCUCCAUAAUCGCCGUGGCGACACCAUCCCAGAGGGCUGGGGCUGUGACUCUGAGGGCCGGCUGAGCACCGACCCGGCCAAGGUGCUGAGAGGGGGUGGCCUGGUGCCCAUAGGCGGGAGUGAGACCACAGGCGGGUACAAAGGGUUUGGUCUGGGCAUGAUGGUGGAGGUUUUCUGCGGCAUACUGGCCGGCUCCCAGUACAGCAAGCAUAUACGCACCUGGAGGGACACAGACCGUGUGGCUAACCUGGGCCAGUGUUUUGUAGCUAUUAACCCGGCUUGCUUUGCACCAGGAUUUAAAGACAGAAUGUCCGACCUGCUCUCUCUACACAGGAAUCUGGACGCAUCUGAACCAGGCGCUCCAGUACUUAUCCCGGGGGACCCAGAAAGGUCCAACAUCCAGAACUGCAGGAUCCUUGGCGGAAUCCCCUAUGACAUAGAAGUAGUCAAUCAUAUGAACAACUUUGCCAAGAACUUUGGCAUCGAGCCCCUGUUGCCAGUCAAUAGGCCGGUGCCAGAGCAGACCCCACUGCACUACGACAAUCCACUGGAAGCCAGAGGAAGAGUUUAAUUAUUUCCCUUUUUUUUGCUAAAAAAUUCUAAUCUUUUUAAAUCUGUUUGUUGGAUUUGUCUAAGGUGACAGAUAUCAAAGCAGAGCUGGGUUAUAACAAUCCUUCCAGAAAACCAAAUAAAAACAAUUAAUACUUAA
Brienomyrus brachyistius is the source of this 1452-nucleotide messenger RNA. RefSeq lists its product as uncharacterized. The transcript has 11 exons. Lineage: Eukaryota; Metazoa; Chordata; Actinopteri; Osteoglossiformes; Mormyridae. Gene Ontology annotation, molecular function: oxidoreductase activity. The coding region runs from base 157 to 1314 and encodes 385 amino acids. The record is from RefSeq and is a predicted model, not a curated record.